UCAUGGCGGCCUGAAUUUUCGGCUGUCGGUGGGGCGGCUGCAGGCCCGUACCCGCGGAGCCGCUGGUCCGGCAGGCGGGGAUGUGACCACGGGCUCUGCCGGCCGUCCCGGGCGUCGCGUCUGCUCCCGCGUCAGUGCCCUCGACCCACACGGAUGGCGGGGUCCGGCUGCUCUUGGGGCGCGGAGCCGCCGCGCUUCUUGGAAGCCUUCGGGCGGCUGUGGCAGGUACAGAGCCGCCUGGGCAGCGGCUCCUCAGCCUCGGUGUACCGAGUGCGCUGCUGCGGCACGCCCGGCUCGCCCCCCGGCGCCCUCAAGCAGUUCUUACCGCCGGGAACCACCGGGGCUGCGGCCUCGGCCGCCGAGUACGGUUUCCGCAAAGAGAGGGCAGCGCUGGAGCAGCUGCAGGGUCAUCGGAACAUCGUGACUUUGUAUGGCGUUUUCACGAUUCACUUCUCUCCGAAUGUGCCAUCACGCUGUCUGUUGCUUGAACUCCUGGAUGUCAGUGUUUCGGAAUUGCUCUUAUAUUCCAGUCACCAGGGUUGUUCCAUGUGGAUGAUACAGCAUUGUGCCAGAGAUGUUCUGGAAGCCCUUGCUUUUCUUCAUCAUGAGGGUUAUGUCCAUGCAGACCUCAAACCACGGAACAUACUGUGGAGUGCAGAGAAUGAAUGUUUUAAGCUUAUUGACUUUGGACUUAGCUUCAAAGAAGGCAAUCAGGAUGUAAAGUAUAUUCAGACAGACGGGUAUCGGGCUCCAGAAGCAGAACUGCAAAAUUGCUUGGCCCAGGCUGGCCUGCAGAGUGAUACAGAAUGUACCUCAGCUGUUGAUCUGUGGAGCCUAGGAAUCAUUUUACUGGAAAUGUUCUCAGGAAUGAAACUGAAACAUACAGUCAGAUCUCAGGAAUGGAAGGCAAACAGUUCUGCUAUUAUUGAUCACAUAUUUGCCAGUAAAGCAGUGGUGAAUGCCGCAAUUCCAGCUUAUCACCUAAGAGACCUUAUCAAAAGCAUGCUUCAUGAUGAGCCAAGCAGGAGGAUUCCUGCUGAGAUGGCAUUGUGCAGCCCAUUCUUUAGCAUUCCUUUUGCCCCUCAUAUUGAAGAUCUGGUGAUGCUUCCUACUCCAGUGCUGAGACUGCUAAAUGUGCUGGAUGAUGAUUAUCUUGAGAAUGAAGAGGAAUAUGAAGAUGUUGUAGAAGAUGUUAAAGAGGAGUGUCAAAAAUAUGGACCAGUGGUUUCUUUGCUUGUUCCAAAGGAGAAUCCUGGCAGAGGACAAGUUUUUGUUGAGUAUGCAAAUGCUGGUGAUUCCAAAGCUGCUCAGAAAUUACUGACUGGAAGGAUGUUUGACGGGAAGUUUGUUGUGGCUACUUUCUACCCGCUGAGUGCCUACAAGAGGGGAUAUCUGUAUCAAACUUUGCUUUAAUCAGUAACCUAAGGACUAUUUCCUAUUUCUUCUCUUCCAUUCCUGGGUUAUUGUAUUCUACACCUGAAUGCAGCAGUACCCCUUACCAUUUUAAGGGAAUACUUUGUAUAUUUAUUUAAUCCUACUACUAUGCAGCAUUGCUCAAGCAGUGACUGCGUUAGCAGACAUUUGGCACUGAGUAGGACAAGACCUCUCAGCUAUACAUUGAGGGGUUCUAGAGCAUUCAUGUGGGCAAUCUUUUUUUGUGCGGUAUGGCAAGUGCUGCUCUUCAGUAUGUAACCUAAAAAGAUAAUACUUAUUUCAUGUGAUCAUGAAGCAAGAAUGAAUAAUAUGUCCUAGUGACUAUCAUUAACAAAUUUGUUAGAGCUGGCGACAUCAUUUACAGAUUGUCUUUAUGUUGUUGGGUGGUUCUUCCUGAUUGUUGAUAUCCAUAGCUGGCACUGGAUGCUCUUGGUAAUGUUAAGUAAUUGUCAGGCAGCAGUUACCUACCUACUGUGUUCUUAACACUGAGUUAGGGUUUUCUUUUAAACAGUACUGUAGGACUGAAUAUUCUUUUAUAGAAACUGCAGUGAGCCUAUCUCCAUUUUUUUUGUUUGUUUGUUUAAAUUAAGGCUUUUAAAAUAGAAAACUGAUGCUUGAUCUUGCACAAUUUUUAUGUUUAUAAUGUAUGCCCAGGUGAGUGUGCAGGUAUGGAAGAUUAGGGAAAAUUUGUCAGCGUCCUUUGUAGUGUGAAUCUGAUGAGCUAAUAGUCUAUACCCACUUCUCCCCUACAUGUUUCAUGUUUGUAUGAUUUAAGAUAGAAGUUUUUGUGAGGUGGUCUGUCAGAUAGGAUGUAAAUGAGAAAAUAGUUCAUUCCCGAGAGGCCCAGGUCAGAUUUAUCUAGGCUGGGUUAUAGUGAAACUCUUAAAGUGAUAGGAACAAAGGAAAAGCUUUGUUACACAUCCAUUGCCCCAUCCUCUAAUCUACUUUAGGCUCUAUAUUAGUGCAUCUUUUUGUACUGAAUUUCCUAUGAUCACUGUAAGAUUUCUCAAGUUCUGCCCACUGUGGUAGAAAAUUGAAGUGGGUCAAAAAAAAAAAAGAAUUUGAUGUUCAGUGAAGGGAAAAGAAAAACAAAUUAGUCAAAGAGAAUGUGAUAAUCAAGAUUCUCUUUCUCUUAUUUCUCUCAUCCCCUCUAUUCCUGUUCCCCUUACCCCAUUCUCUGCCUCUGUCCUUAGCUCAAGAAUAGCUAGAACAGCAUCACAGAUGGCUAGUUUUUGACUGCAAGGAGGUUAAGAAAGGUGUAGCUGUAAUUCAAGCUGGAACUCUAAAGGAAGAAGACUGAAAUGAAUUCUGAAAAGGAUUCAUACCAAUCUAAUGUGUUCCUAAGCAGAGGAUACUAGUGUGUGUGUGAGUUUGCAGACACAGGUUGAUUACAUGGUCUCAUAAGUUAACAAUUAUGGAUUCCUCCCACUUUAUGAUAAAUUGUCUUAAAAGGCUUAAAACUGAAGAAACUUCUAAAGCACUGAUUACACAAGAGAAAAAGUUGUACACAACGUUGUGGAUCUUGUUUCCUCACCUAAAUGAAAUUUUUAUUUAUUUAUUUAUAUUUCCUAAAGAAAGUUUUAUAUCUUUCCCUUCUGGUAGCCUCUUGUGUGCCACACAGUUUGAGAGCCUAACUAAGAAUUAGCAUUUUAGAGGAUGAAUUAUUUUCCCGUGUUCAAACUAUUACUAUUUAAUAUUUUAAUUUUUUUACAGAAAUCAAAUUGUUCAUAGUUGUCCUUAGUAUUUAUUAUGAAGUCAGGUUUGGUGCAAAGAGGCUAUUUAUGAAUUGCCAAAAGGCCUACUGGCAUAACUCCAAGGAAAAUCAUAGAGAAAGCUUCUAAGUGCCCUUACAAAGAAGAACUAUUAGUUUUCAUUUUGGCUCUUUAGAAGUUGAUUAGCUGGUUUGUUUUCAAAUAAGAGAGUAUAACUGUAAUGUGGAGACCUACGCUUUCCUAAAACUUAAAUGUUUGUAUGGGUAGCAACUUCCACGUUGGAAAAAAAAAAAAAGAAAAAAAAAUAUGUUUGGAGAAAAAAAAAAUCCAUACAUACUGAUAAACCAGAAUACAAAUGAAUUCUUUUUUUAAGGCAAGUGUUCUAGAUUACUAUGUGUAACUCUCUCACCCUUCUUCCCUUUUCACCCCCUCCACCAUCACCAAAAGAAAAAUAAUUAAAAAAAAAAAACUGCAGGUAGGCUUAUAAGCUUAGUGAUGCAGUAUGCUGCUAACAUCUGAUGCUGAGUUUCACAGCAUUCUUUGAUCAUUUAUUGCUGAUAUAGUCGUACAUAUAUAGUGUUUAACACUGAAGAAUUUUAUUCCAGAAGAUGCUAACUAGAUUUUAAAGGAGCUGAGAGAAUAAUUGUUGAGUUUAAAUAACCAUGUAUUGAACAAAAUAUUUUUCAGUAAGCCCACAGAAUUGAAAAUGGAUGCCUCCUGUAAUUUAAAUCAUUCCUUUAUAGCUGUCAGCCCUUGACUACCAAAGAUGACAAAUUUCUCUCCUUCCUUUGAUAUUAUCAGAAGUUUAAUCUUAUUACCUUAAACCCGAACCAAAUAUUAUCAAAAUAUAAAAAUUUCACCAUUCUGCUAGUAUGAACUAUAUAGGGCAAAGAUUUUUGAGUCCUUGAAGUCAUUAAAAACAUGAACACUUUCUUUUUGAGAGGUAAAGAGGUGAGGAGUCAUUUCACUAACCCCUCCCCUUUUGGGCCAAUUUUAUCUCAGGUAGUUUUUCUUUCCCUGAAUUAAAAUCUGUGCUUCCUCUCUCUCUUGCCUUCUUUAUUCCAUGGUAUGUCAUGGUACAUUUUUUUUGUCCCAGAAAACCGUAUAGAUUGGGUAUUCAUUAGGAAAUCUUUGGUUCUUUGGAAACAUAUUUGAAGGAGGGGCCAGCUAUUCACUUUCAAAAAUUUUACUGUUGUGUUUACAGAAAACAAGAGGAGAUGGAAUUCUUCAAUAGAGAUAGCACUGAUUAAAAAUAGCUACUGCUUGCAUUUUAAAAGAAUAAUACACACAGCAUAUAAAAGGGAUGAUACAAAAAUGAUCCUCUUGUAGUAAGUGAUUUUAUUUGCUUCCUUAUUUUGUGGCCAUCAGCAUGGCAACUUUUUAGAGAAUUCCUUCUCUGCUGUGCUUCAGCCAAAACUAUUGACUGCUUUUAGAAUGGAACCAGAGUUUUGCUCCUCCCUCUCUUUGUUUUCAUGGAGACAGUAUUGACACCUUUUAGGUACUCCAGCUGCUAGAGUGAUGAGAUUGUUAAAUUGACCUGUAAAAAAAAAAUCUCUGAAUUCUUAUUUAUCUUCCAUAUUCAUGUUACAUGUACUUACAUUUUAACCUUUGAGCUAAUUUAUUACAAGGAAUGCUGUCAGGUACAGUGUUUUCACAUUGAGGCAGUUGGAGAAAAGUUAUGUUUUUGUCCAGAGCAGGCUGUCACCCUGGCAAGAGUAUCAGUUCCCUUUCUAGAAUAAAUUUAAGUUAGAGUUGAAGUACUUGGGUGCUGCUUCAUGGCUCCUUGAUGUUUAUUCAUAAGAUGCAGGUAAUUGGUAUUUUGGCAUUAUUUUCUUCCUAGGUCUUACUACUGAGUUAGGCCUCCAUGAUGUAAAUCCUAAGACCAGUGGCAGCAUGCCAUUUUAUAUUUUAUGAUUUAAUGCAAAUCAGUACCACAGGAAUUACAGUAACAGUUAACCAGGUGAGGGAGUUGGGGUGACCCUCAGUGAUCACAAGUUUUACCUAGAUUCUUAUGCGAGGGUACAUGCUAUCAAAUUAGGGUACAGAAGGAAUCACAUUUUGACUUUUCGUCUGGUGGAUGUGUAGCUAGUCAAAGAUUUAAGCAAGUGCCUUGUGUUUCCUGGAAAAAUAUUGACACUUAUUUGGGUGAAAACUUCCCAGAUGAUGAACAUUGUACCUUUGCCUUUUCCCUGGAAUAACUUUUGGGUUGAGUCAUGUAGAAUAAAAGUCCAAAAUUUCCUUGGUUUACAUAUUUUUGUAUAUGUUAAGCUGUUCAUAUUUGAUUUAACCCAGUAUUACAUAAGAUGGAAAAGCUGGUAUUAUCUGGCAGACUUUUAAUUCUUCCUUGGAUCUAGUUUCUCUUUUAAUACUAGAGUCUUCCUUCAGAUCUUAGUACUCUCUCUGAUAUAAUUUACUUCUUAUCAAGUAUGGUUACAUACAGACUAGCCCUUGGUAAUAUGUUAGCUCAGACGAAUUUCCACUCAUUCUUAAGGUGCUCGAUAAAGCACCUUUGAGUUGGUAGUCUCUUCAAGUUAGUAUUAAUUUCUUCUAGCUUUAACAAUGAAUAUUAAAAUACUGAAUUACCCUAACAUAGAAUUCAUCUGAGCUGCUUAUAGUAAAUUUGGAUGUUAUAUUUUCUUAAAGAGGAACUUGGAUAUUUUUAUUUUUGAAGUAUAUUGAAAUUUUGUUCUAGUUUAACUUCUCUGCCUAAUACCACAGAUUAUAUCAUAUUUGUUCUCUUAGUCCCCCUCUUUAUAUUUUUCAUUAUCUUUUAAAUUGUAUAUUGACCAAAAAUUCACACAAUGGCAUGUAAUUGACAAGUACUGCAGAUGUUUAACAAGAAAGUGGACAAUUUUAACUAUUUUUGCUGCAAUUUUAUUAGGAGAAAUGGCCUGUGAAAGAAAUAUCUAUAAACCAGAAAGCAGUUAGGAAAUUUUAUAUUUUAUAGAUGGUCACUAAGGGGAUCUUAAGAAUAUAAAAGAUAUAGUUUACAUAACCUUUGGUCUUCUGACAUGAAGUUUUAUUCAUUUUCCUGUAGCUCAGCACUUUUGUUGAUCCUUAUGCUGCUUGUGAGGAUUAAUGUUUUAAAUUUGCUUUAUUUGUGCUUCUCAGAGCGUUGUCAUAAUCAUAGAAGUUAGGUUUGUGGCACCAUAAAUGCUGAAAUUUCCAGAAAGCUUAUCAAAUGCUUGCCGGAGUGUUCUCUCCCAUAAGUAGCAUAGCUGCCACAAUAUACUAAAGAAAACUGAUAGCUUUUUUGAAGGAUAUGAAUGUUUUAUGACAGAGGUUCAAUAUAUUUUUAUUUACAGGCAAGGAGAAGCAUUCUGUCUUACUUGCUUUUAUGACAAUUAAUCCAUGUGCAGAAAAGAGCUUAUUUUGUCAUACUACUUUGUAUAAUAAAGUAAGUCCCAUUCUGGGGGAAAACCCAAACUGGAAUCAUUAAUUUUUUGUUUCUUUUUGGGAAACUAUGUAAACAUUGGAGCUAUUUGUUAUGAUAUUUGAUUGUCAGCAAGAGAAGUUAUUUUUUAUCCCAGAUUGGAAUUACCUUUCCCUAGGUUAUCUUUCCUCAUGUCUGAACAAUGAAUAUGUAAAAGUAAAUGUAGUGAGGUAUUUAAAUCUUACAUCUGAAGUCAUCCAAUAUAUGUUUUGAAAAAUUUCUUCGGUUUAAAUUAUUACUCGAUUUGGUUGGCAUGGGUUAACAGAAUUUAACAGUAAAGAAGAGAAAGAUGACUACUACAGACAGCAAGGGGAAGAAGACGGCCUUCUUACUGAUACUAGUUAUCUUUUUUAUAUUUAUGAUUUUAAAAUGUUAUUUAUUUUUAAAAAUCCAGGCUUAGUUCCUGUAGCAUGGAAAAACUGUCUUACCUACACAUUCCUCAUUUUGUUUCCCCAGAAAAUUAUUUUAAGAGUGUAUGAAACCAAAUGAACUGUCCAUGUUCAGCUUGGUUUAAUUUUUAAAAAUAAAUAUGUGAACUCCAGCUUUUGUGUAUUGGUAUACAUUAAAAAAAAUGCUAUCAAGAAUUAGAAAGAAACUGGGGAUUGACUAUCUCUUUGCACAUUGGGUACAGUGGGUGGCGUUAAGUAUGCACUAGUUACACAGUUAUAGCACCUUAUGCAAGUAAGUAGUGUUUAUUUAUUAUAAUAAAACAAGUGAAGCUGCUCCUCUGUAGUAUAUUUAUUUUGCAGAGUGUAAAGCUAUCAUGUCUUUUUCAGCAGGAUUUCCUCCUUCAUUCUUAAUUCCUUUUAAAAAAUAGUCUGAAAUCAUUUGAACAUUCCUUUAUAUUUUAAGUGUCAAAUCUGGAGUAAAAAGGUUUUUCUUUUUUUCCUUACACAAAGGACUCCAUCUUUGUUAUCUUUUGAUCACUCUUAGAAGUCCAGUUAUGAGCAAUGGAUUUUAACAGUUCACGGCUUCCUUUAGCACCACAGUGACUGGUUGUGACUAUUUAAAUCUACUACUUUUUUUCCCUCAAUAAGAUAUAAUAGCUUUUUUUUUUUUUUUUUUUUUUUUUUUUUUUUUUUUUUUUUUGGUAAGAAGGUAUGGUUAAGAAAAAAAUGUGAAAGAUCACUUAAACCAAAGCCAGUUAUAGGGAGUAUUCUCUCCUGUUGGUUUACCUUCACCUCAGAACUGCAAGAAUAUUACAGUACAUAGUGAAUUGCUGUCUAGAAUAUUUCUACCAGUUGUUUCAGUAGCAUAUUGGCAUUUUUUGGUACUAUGGUUCUCUGUUCUUGGUGAUGUCUUCUUGUUUGUGAGGUUUUAUUUUGUUUGUUUAAUAACUAAGUGGAACUGUAAAUGUAGAUGUGUAUCAGUACCAAGGAAUUCUUUUCUCAUAUCCCUAAGUUUCUGAUAUCUAUACAGGUCUUUUAAACUUUUUUGUCCUUGCUGAGUAGCAAAGAACUUUUAUUUUCCACUUUUCCUAUAUACCUAAAAUAUACGGACACUGCAUUUCA
Messenger RNA from Condylura cristata (star-nosed mole), 8090 nucleotides. RefSeq names its product U2AF homology motif (UHM) kinase 1 (gene UHMK1). Gene Ontology annotation, cellular component: neuronal ribonucleoprotein granule; nucleus. Gene Ontology annotation, molecular function: ribonucleoprotein complex binding; ATP binding; RNA binding. The record is from RefSeq and is a predicted model, not a curated record. The transcript has 8 exons. Lineage: Eukaryota; Metazoa; Chordata; Mammalia; Eulipotyphla; Talpidae. The coding region runs from base 154 to 1413 and encodes 419 amino acids. Gene Ontology annotation, biological process: peptidyl-serine phosphorylation; positive regulation of translational initiation; regulation of protein export from nucleus.